Molecule: messenger RNA, 2480 nt
Organism: Canis lupus familiaris (dog)
Lineage: Eukaryota; Metazoa; Chordata; Mammalia; Carnivora; Canidae
Gene: STRADA
Product: STE20 related adaptor alpha
Exons: 14
Coding region: 323-1681 (452 amino acids)
Biological process (GO): protein phosphorylation
Molecular function (GO): ATP binding; protein kinase activity; protein serine/threonine kinase activator activity
Source: RefSeq, a predicted model, not a curated record
GAGCCGGGGCGGGGCGGAGCUCUCCAGCCCUCCCCGGGUCCCGCUACUGCGCAUGGCACGUUGCGUACCUCCCCCCACCCCCAGCAACCGGCCUGGCGGCGCGGCCCUAAACUAAGGAGGCGGAGCUGAGACGGGGUCGGGACUGCUUGCUAACUCCAGGACCAGAUUACCUAAAGCAGACUUAAUUGGGUCAUGGGAAACUAAACUGUUUUCCAAAGCGGUUGUUAGACUAGUUUGCAUCCCCAUCAGCAAUGUUUGAGUUUCUGUUGGUUUAAAUUUUUGAAAUUUUUGACAUUGAAGUAGGUCUACACAUUAGGAACUCAUGUCUUUUCUUGUAAGUAAACCAGAGCGAAUUAGGCGGUGGGUCUCGGAAAAGUUCAUUGUUGAGGGCUUAAGAGAUUUGGAGCUAUUUGGAGAGCAGCCUCCGGGUGACACUCGGAGAAAAACCAAUGAGGCGAGCUCAGAGUCGAUAGCAUCCCUCUCUAAACAGGAGAUCAUGAGUAGCUUCCUGCCAGAGGGAGGGCGCUAUGAGCUACUCACCGUCAUAGGCAAAGGAUUUGAGGACCUGAUGACAGUGAAUCUAGCAAGGUACAAACCAACAGGGGAGUAUGUGACAGUACGGAGGAUUAACCUGGAAGCUUGUUCCAAUGAGAUGGUGACAUUCUUGCAGGGGGAGCUUCAUGUCUCUAAACUCUUCAGCCAUCCCAAUAUCCUGCCAUAUCGAGCCACCUUUAUUGCAGACAAUGAGCUGUGGGUUGUCACAUCAUUCAUGGCAUAUGGUUCUGCAAAGGAUCUCAUCUGCACGCACUUCAUGGAUGGCAUGAAUGAACUGGCGAUUGCUUACAUCCUGCAGGGGGUGCUCAAGGCCCUGGACUAUAUCCACCACAUGGGAUACGUACACAGGAGUGUCAAAGCCAGCCACAUUCUGAUCUCCUCCGACGGGAAGGUCUACCUGUCUGGUUUACGCAGCAACCUCAGCAUGAUCAGCCAUGGGCAACGGCAGCGUGUGGUCCACGACUUUCCUAAGUACAGUGUCAAGGUUCUGCCGUGGCUCAGCCCGGAGGUCCUCCAGCAGAAUCUUCAGGGUUACGAUGCCAAGUCUGACAUCUACAGUGUGGGAAUCACAGCCUGUGAGCUGGCCAAUGGCCAUGUCCCCUUUAAGGAUAUGCCCGCCACCCAGAUGCUGCUGGAGAAGCUGAAUGGCACAGUGCCCUGCCUGCUGGACACCAGCACCAUCCCCGCUGAGGAGCUGACCAUGAGCACUUCACGCUCAGCAGCCAACUCUGGCCUGAGUGACAGCCUGGCCACAAGCACCCCCAGGACCUCCAAUGGCGACUCGCCAUCCCACCCCUAUCACCGCACCUUUUCCCCUCACUUCCACCACUUUGUGGAGCAGUGCCUUCAGCGCAACCCUGACGUAAGACCAAGUGCCAGCACCCUCCUGAACCAUUCUUUCUUCAAGCAGAGAUUUUUGGCUCUAACAGACCAGCUGUCAUGGGGCCACUUGCCCCACGGUGCCCUGGGAGCCAGAGCAACAGGAUCCACCCCCACCUGUCUCUCCUCCCUCAGAUCAAGCGACGCGCCUCAGAGGCUUUGCCUGAGUUACUACGCCCUGUCACCCCCAUCACCAAUUUUGAGGGCAGCCAGCCUCAGGAUCACAGCGGAAUCUUUGGCCUGGUAACGAACCUGGAAGAGCUAGAGGUGGACGACUGGGAGUUCUGAGCCUCUGAAGAAUGCACACGUUCUCCAUCCCGGGACACAUGAGCCCCAGCGGGGGCCCUUCCCGAGGGCUGGCCACAUUCCCACUCUCCUGAGUGCAGACUGGGUAGAAAAGACAUUUCUGCCAGGUUGGUUGGCCACUUACUCACUGGGAAAGAAAUUCCUGGAGAGAAACCUUCAUUACUGCUCCAGGACUUCUGAGACAUAAGGGAAUCCUGGCAGCCAGUGAUCAGAGGCCGGGAAGCUGACAUUCCAUCCUGGGAGCUCAGGUGACCUCUUCAGAAGGAAGAGAUGCUGUUCUGGCCCUGGAGGGCUGAAGGCCAAGCCCAGGAUUUGACUCCUUGACCCAGAGGAUUGUGUGACUUCCUCUUCUCACUCUUGUCCUACUAGCCUGUUCCAUCCUCUUCCUCUGCUCUCAGAUCCUGUAGGUCCAUGGAGGGGCAAGCAAUAAGCAACCUGCCCCCCACCCUAGCCCCCAGACUUCUCCCUAAUAAUUGAAGGGAAGAGCAUUUUUUUCUUGUUAAGCACCAGGUUAAGGCUGGGGCAGUCCCUCCUCACCUGCUCAUUGCUUGGGCGGAAACACCUUCCCAUAGUUCAUCUGUGUGGCUCAUCCCUUUCCCACCAAGAGCCCAUCUUACUGCCUCCUGUCGGCACCUGGAGGCUUCCUCCAAGGCCACAAGGUCUUGCCUAGCCUGAGGACUUAAGUCCUUGUGCAGCUUUAGUUUCAUCGCCAGAACAAAUUAAAAUUUUUGGAGAAUCCA